AUGAACAACAUUGGCAUGGAAGUUGAAGAGACCGUAGCAGAGUUGAGACAAUACUUCAAAACAGGAAAAACAAAAAGUGUUGCAUGGAGAAAAAACCAGCUCCAAGCUAUACUUAACCUUGUUCAUGAAAAUGAAGAUGCUAUAUCUAAAGCUCUUUACCAAGAUCUUGGAAAGCACCCUGUUGAAGCUUACCGCGAUGAGAUUGGAGGGGUAGAAAAAUCAGCACAAAACUCUUUGGACAGUGUUGAAAAAUGGAUGGCUCCUAAAAAGAGCAGUAUUCCUUUUCUUUUCUUCCCUGCAAAAGGAGAGUUAUUGCCGGAACCACUUGGUGUUGUUCUAAUUUUUUCGUCAUGGAACUUUCCCAUCGUGUUGGCAUUGGAUCCAAUAAUCGGGGCGAUAUCGGCUGGAAAUGUUGUAGUGAUAAAACCAUCUGAGCAAGCUCCAGCAUGCUCUUCUUUCCUUGCAAAUACUCUUCCUCGCUACUUGGAUACUAAUGCCGUAAAGGUCAUUGAGGGUGGAGGAGAUGUCUGUGAAAAACUUCUGCUACAUCAAUGGGACAAAAUAUUCUUCACUGGAAGUCCACGAGUGGCAAGCAUAGUUAUGACUUCUGCUGCAAGAAAUUUAACUCCUGUGACUCUAGAGCUAGGUGGAAAAUGUCCUGCUAUAUUUGAUCACCUUUCUAAUCCUUCAGAUUUUAAGAUGGCAGUAAAAAGAAUAGCAGGAGCAAAGUGGGGAAUCUGUAGUGGACAAGCAUGUAUAGGAAUCGAUUAUCUGCUUGUUGAGGAGAAGUACUCAUCUGAAUUGAUAGAACUAUUGAAGAAGUUUGUGAGAAUAUUUUAUGGUGAUAACAUGGUAGACUCAAAGGUACUGUCAAAAAUAGUAAACAAGCAGCACUUUCAGAGAUUGUGCAAUCUUCUUAAAGACCCUCUUGUUGCUGCUUCAAUAGUUCAUGGUGGUUCAGUUGAUGAAGCAAACCUGUUUAUUGAGCCAACAAUCUUGUUAGAUCCACCACUAGAUGCCGAAAUCAUGACAGAAGAAAUCUUUGGUCCAUUUCUUCCCGUGAUCACAGUGAAUAAAAUUCAGGAUAGUAUUGAAUUUAUAAACUCAAAACCAAAACCUCUUGCCAUUUAUGCAUUCACCAAAGAUGAAGCUUUCAAGAGAAAGAUUGUAUCAGAAACAUCCUCAGGAAGUGUCACAUUUAAUGACACACUGGUUCAAUUUUUAUGUGAUACACUACCAUUUGGAGGUGUUGGACAGAGUGGUAUUGGUAGGUACCAUGGGAAAUUCUCCUUUGACACAUUCAGUCAUGAAAAAGCUGUAAUGCAUAGAUACCUUUGCCUUGAAAUUGAGCCAAGGUAUCCUCCAUGGAGUAAAUUUAAGCUAGAAUUUAUCAGAUUGGCAUACAGGCUCAACUACUUUGGACUAGCACUACACAUGUUGGGCUUGAAAAAACAGAACUAG
Molecule: messenger RNA, 1461 nt
Organism: Lathyrus sativus (Indian pea)
Lineage: Eukaryota; Viridiplantae; Streptophyta; Magnoliopsida; Fabales; Fabaceae
Source: the annotation of a GenBank genome assembly